GAAAGUCUACAGCCAUAUAUCUCCACUUUCAAGUGUUUAGUUUGUGAUGCUAGUUGUUCUACUGAGAAGGAUUUCUUUCAACAUAUUGGAAAUCAUCUGAAAGGCCAUGAAACUGUCUUUUGUGUAUUUGAAGGGUGCAGUUUUCGGACAAAUAUUUACAAUACAUUUCUAAAACACAAAAGCAGAAGACACCAACCCUAUUCUUUGAGUGAUUUUAAGCAAGCUGUGUAUGAAAGACACUAUGAUCAGACAGCUGACCUCUCUGAUUUACCAGAAGCCAGUGCUGAUGAGGGAACUAGUCUAGAUGGUGAUCCCGAAUGUGCAUCAUACCUAGUUCUGAAAAGAAUUGCUUUGCUUCUGCUGAAGCUAGAAAGUAUAUGCAAUGCAUCUGUGAGGUGCAUUGAUGCCUUGGUUGAAGACCUUCACUUCAUUUCAUCUGCAGCAUCUGUUGCCGUUGUAAGAAAUACACUCGAUUCAACAUUUAGAUCAAAUAAAUGCACUGUAGACCAGGCAUUCAUAUGUGACUUGGCAGAACAACUGUGCAACUUCCAUCCCAUUAGUACAGCACUAGCGGCAGGUGGUCCUCUUAGCACAGCUUUUAAGAGAAGAAGAUAUUUUAAAGAGCAUUUCCAGUGUGUUGACCCUGUUGAAUAUAUUCUGGAUUUUCAAAAGAACAAGACCUUUCAGUAUGUGCCCAUUCUCAAAACUCUGCAGGAAAUUGUAAAGAAUAAAGACGUUGCAGACGGAAUUAUAUCCAGGUGUUCAAACAGCACUGGAUAUAUUAAGUCAAUUUUUGAUGGCAAAUUUUACAGACAAAAUGAUUUUUAUGCUGGAGAAGAAACACGACUCUCAAUAAUCCUUUAUGUAGAUGAUUUUGAGGUGUGUAACCCUCUAGGGACCUCAAGGAAAAAACAUAAAAUUACAGCCAUUUAUUGGAUUUUGGCAAAUUUGCCAAUUGAAUUGCAAUCUGAAUUAACGUCAAUACACCUAGCUUUACUUUGCAAAGCUGUUGAUGUCAAAGAGUUUGAAUACAAAGUAGUUUUGGAACCACUAUUAAAAGAUCUUGUCACUCUAGAAAAAGAAGGAGUUUUCAUUCCCAGUGCUGGAAAAAGUAUUAAAGGGACAGUACACUGUGUUUCAGCUGAUAAUCUCGGGGCACAUUCAAUCAGUGGACUAGUUGAAAGUUUCACAGGGCCAUACACGUGUAGGUUUUGUCUUGGACAUUCUUCCAAGUACCAGACACAUGAAGUGCGAGGUGGAGCAUUUCCACCCCGUACAAAGGAGGACCAUAGUUUGCAUGUACACACUGUUAAAGAAAAUCCCAGUUUAACACAUUUCUUUGGUGUAAAGCGGUCGUGUCCAUUGACCGACAAACUGACUCACUUUCACUUUGUCUCUGGAUACCCACCAGAUGUACUUCAUGAUGUUUUUGAAGGGAUUGUUCCAAGGGAACUAGCAUUGUGUAUUCAGGUUUUCACUAGAAAAAAAUACUUUAAUUUAACUCAACUUAAUGAGUUAAUUAAAUGUUUCCCCUAUAAGGGCUCAGACAAAACCAAUAGCCCUCAGGAAAUCCCUCAAAAUUACAUCACUCGCAAAUCUAUAGGGGGAAAUGCUCAUGAAAACUGGGCCCUAAUACGUUUGUUGCCACUCAUUGUUGGUUCACUGAUACCUGAGGGUGAUUGUGCUUGGCAGGUUCUUCUGACUUUAAAAGACAUAGUUGAACUGGUGGUUGCUCCUGUUCAUACACUUGAAACUAUUGCAUAUCUUGACUCUAAAAUAUCUGAACAUCGUGACAGACUUUUGGCAGUUUUUCCAGAAGAGACACUGACACCAAAACACCAUUUUUUGGAGCACUACCCCACAUUGAUUGAAGAAUAUGGACCUCUGGUUGGUGUGUGGACAAUGCGCUUCGAAGCAAAACACAGCUUUUUUAAGAAGGUUGCGAGGCACACUAACAAUUUCAGGAAUGUCUUGUUGACCCUUUCGACACGACACCAGAUGAUGAUGGCAUAUCACUUGCAAACAGAUGGUGGAAAGCAGGCACUGUGUGUUACUAAAAUAUCUGAGGUGCCUUUAAAUGUGCUGCAUCCAGACAUACAGGGACUCUUAAGAGAAACAUCACCACUUCUGUCUGUUGUGCUGUUAGCCAAGACUGUCACCUGUUAUGGAACAAGGUACAAUGUUGGGAUGAUCCUGUCCUAUGGCUCUACAGGUGGACUUCCUGAUUUUGCUGAGAUUAUUCAGAUUGCUAUUUUGGACAACUGUGUACACUUCAUUGUAAAGUUACUGGCUGCCUGGUAUGAAGAGCAUCUAAGGUCUUUUCAGUUGGAGGACACUGGGAAAAUGGCACUUUGGGAGCAGCAGAAACUUGGUGAUGUCUACCCCUUGGCUGCGUACAGUGUGGGAGGAAAAUGCUUGGUUACACUCAAACGUCACAUCUGUUGUCCGUUUUAGGCCGGAGAGAUGGAGGAAAAAUUGCGAGUAAUCAUUGGCGACCGAAUUGAGAAGUUGGUCCUUCAAUCAGGAAUCCCACCGACUGUGGAGGAGCUGCAAACUAUUGUGAAAGAGAAAUUUGGAAUUUCUGAGGAGUUCAGUCUUCAGUAUUUGGACUCAGAAUUUGAAGAUUACUUUACACUGCAUAAAACUGACCAAAUUAAACACAAAGACACGGUAAAGGUUAUCUAUGCUGCCCCGAUUAUUCUUAACUUGCAGCAAGUUGAAGGAAGUUUGGACAUUUCUUUUGGUCAACAGUCAACAGACUGUGACUCCGUAUCUUAUGCAGAGUCUUCUGCAUCAAAUACAGAGUCAUCUGCUGGAACAUCAUCUUCAACGGACACUAUUAUCCUGCCUAGACAGAGAAGCACCACUGAACGAUGUCAGCAAUGGCCAAAGCAGUUUCCCAUUCCACAGUUUGCAUAUGAGACUGAGAUGUGCCUUGAAAGAGCCGAUGAAGACCACAGAAAGAAUGGAACACUUCUGACUGCCUCAAAGGUCAAAGCAGACAUAUUGGAGAAGCUGGCUGAAACUAUAUAUAUGUAUACAGCUUAUCCAUCAAGUGCACAGAUAUGUGAUGUUGCUGAGGCACUUGUCAAUAAAUAUCCUUGUCUGAAGGAACCUGGCUCCUUCUCAGGCUACUAUGGCUGGCAACAACGCCUCAAAUACAAGAUGGCAAAUUAUCGUACCAAACUCAGAGGUUACGGAGUUCCUGAGGUGAUGUGCAAUGCCUUCAAACGCAAGAGCCCUGGGGACCAAAAAUCUGCAAAGAAUGUGAAAAAGCCUCGAAAAGCAGAAGUAAACUACCUCCCACCUUACCCAGCAGGAGAGGAUGAGGAAAGUCAAGAACAGGAAAGGAUACAGUUGCUGACUGAAGUAAGGAAAAGAGACAACAACAAAUUGAUCAAAGAAAAGAUGGCCAAAACAUUUGCACACCGAAGAAAUGAUAUCGUUAACCAAUCACCUGCCAUAGAGGACAUCAAAGCCAGAUGGCCAGCUCUAUUCGAGGCAUCUAAUAUCGAGGAUGAGUUUCACAGAAUUACAACGGUGCACCUGGAAUCGAAGUUCAUGUCCAAGCUGGAUGAAUACUCUCCCAGGCUUCUGAACCUCUUCCACUCAAAGGGUGGGACCAUGGGAUUAAGGUUGCAGACUAUCCUACUGAAGGCUCCUAGCAAUCCUAACAUCAACAUAACCAGAGACAUUGUCAUCCGGUGUCUGAUGUUGUACCUUGGGGAAUCUGCCGAUCAGCUCUUUAAAGAGUAUGAUGAUGCAGAUGAAGACAGUGUGGCACAGGACCUUGCUGUACAAAGGAUGAAAAUUUACAGCAUCCAGAGUAAUCUGUCAGAGGGUACAGAGGACAUCGGAAUCGUGAUAGAUGGUACAAAGGUUCUGACCGCUCUGGGUAACUUUCCAAGAGCUUGUGCCAUGCUUGUUGGUUUGACGUAUGCAGUGAAUCUUGCUUAUCCCAAGGAGCUCAGGUACACUUUCGAAGCCUUUCAGAAACUCUUCCUGGAGCUGGACUGUUCAAAGCUUUCUCCAAAAGUGAACAGCCUCAAGAGCAAGCUACUGGCUUAAGAAAGGGAGCCUAAAUACACUGGUGUGCUCAGUUAUUCUGUGUGUUCAAGUGAUUUAAGUGUUCAAGUUU
Molecule: messenger RNA, 4138 nt
Organism: Cyprinodon tularosa
Lineage: Eukaryota; Metazoa; Chordata; Actinopteri; Cyprinodontiformes; Cyprinodontidae
Exons: 5
Coding region: 2464-4068 (534 amino acids)
Source: RefSeq, a predicted model, not a curated record